GUUUAUGCUGUCGGCAGCAACCAUAAACAUUCGACAGGUGCGCGUUUGUUUUAGUGUUUUUUGACACAAAAUUAAAUUGUACAAAGGAUUCAGGCUGCUAAGCUUUUAAGCAGUGUAUCAUAAUGAGUGAAAAGAAAAAAAGCAUGGCUAGAAAAGGGAAGGAAAUUCAGUUACAGAGGGAGAUAGAAACACAGGAGGAGUGGGAGGAUAUGCUCUCUAAAGAGGGACUUUGUGUGAUAGAUGUGUACCAGGCUUGGUGCGGCUUGUGCUCUGGAAUGAUAGGCAGUUUUAGAAAAUAUCGUUUGGACAUUGAUGAUGAGCUACUUUUAUUGUAUGCAGCUAAGGCAGAUACUAUAGAUGCUCUAGAGAAGUAUAGAGGGCGCUGUGAACCAUGCUUCCUGUUCUAUGCUGGUGGUGUCUUGGUGGCGGUCGUGCGCGGGGCAAAUGCUCCUUUGAUUCUCAGAACCAUUACAGAACAGUUGGCACAGGAGCAUAAGGUUCUUGAUGGACAGGCGGAAAGGAAGGAGAUCAAGGACACUGUAAUAGCUCAGUUAGAAGAGAGAGACAAACAGAUGGAAGACGAAGAAGAAGAAGUAGAAGCCAUGAGAAUGCAAUUUCAGGGAGAAAUCAUUGACUUUGGUGAUGAGAUAGAUCAUGAUGAAUCAGAGCCAGUGAAGGAAGUAUCAGUGGUGAUAAUCAAACCAGAUGCUGUUCAAUCAGGCAAGGCUGAAGAAAUUCUAGCUGAGAUGAGGAACAGAGGUAUCGAAAUUCUGAGACAAGAGGAGAGACAAUUGACAGAUGAUGAAGUGAAGAAUGUAUACACCCACCUACAAGAUGAGCCAUUCUUUGAGGAACUCUGUGCUUUCAUGACAAGUAGUCCAAGUAUUGUACUGGCUAUUACUAAAGGAAAGACAGGUGAAAACAUUAUCAAGGAAUUCAGAGAUCUGAUUGGUCCACCUGAAGUAGAGGAUGCAAAGGAAGCUGCUCCUGAAAGUUUACGCGCCAAGUUUGGUCAAGAGAAGUACAUGAACGCUGUACACGGGAGCGACUCGUCAGACACUGCUGCCAGAGAACUUGCAUUUUUCUUCCCAGACUUUGUUGCACCAAAGGUUGAAGGGAAACCAAAACUUCAGAGAACACUGGCCCUUGUCAGACCAGAUGCUUAUAAAAAUAACAAAGAUCAAAUUCUCGCCAAGAUUCGUGAGUCAGGAUUCAAAGUUGCUAUGUCUAAAGAGAUUCACCUCACAAAGGAACAAGCAGAAGAAUUUUACAAAGAACACCAGGGUCAAGAGUACUUUGAAGAACUUACAACUAGAAUGUCCAGUGGUCCUCUAUUGGCACUUGGUUUGGCUAGAGAAGAGGCUAUAUCAGGCUGGAGAGAAAUGUUAGGACCAACUAAGGUUGAAGAAGCAAAGGAGAAAGCACCAGAAAGUUUGAGGGCACAGUUUUCAGAGGAGGGUGCACAGAUAAAUAUGUUACACGGCUCGGACUCUGAAGAAACGGCCAAGAAAGAAAUAGAAUACUUCUUCCCAAUGGAACAAACUGUUGCUGUUAUCAAACCAGAUGCUUAUGGUACCAAAGAUGAGAUUAUUGACAAAAUUCACGAGGCUGGAUUCAGAAUUGCUGCGAGAAAAGAAACCACGUUAUCUAAAGAAAUUGCCGAAGAGUUCUAUGCAGACCACAAAGACAAGGAAUAUUAUAAUGAACUUGUAGACCACAUGACAAGUGGACCCACAUGCUUCAUGGUGCUAUCUAGAGAAGGGGCUGUGGACGGAUGGAGAUCCCUUAUUGGACCCACUGACCCAUCACAGGCAAAGGAAGCUGAUGUAGAUACGAUCAGAGCAUUGUAUGGAAGUGACAAACUUAAAAACGCUGUUCAUGGUUCAUCGAAUCCAGAUCAUGCCAAGACACAGAUCGCCAAAAUUUUCGGUGAAUUAUACUUCAAUAGAGAUGGGUCCUUGAAAGAUGAAACAGAAGUGGCUAUAGCAGAACACCAAGAAACCACGUAUGAACCUGCCCCUGAAUAUGACAAAACAGAAACGGAAACCGACACUAAGGCAGAAAAUCAAGAACAAAGUGAAUCUCCCGAUGAAGCUAAAAAAGAAGAAAAACCCGCCGAAGAUCAAACCCCACAGCAGCCCAGUGAAAGUGAAACGCAAGAAAAAACUGAAGAGCAAAAAGAGUCCGAAGCAGCACCUGAACAACAAACAGAAGGACAGGGUGAACAGCAAGCUGAAACAACAGAAGAGAAAGCAAAAAGUCCUGAACCACAAACGCAAGAGGAACAGCAACCUGAAACAAAACCUGAAGAACAAGCAGAAGAGAAGGAAGAAUCAAAGCCUACUGAGGAACCAGCUCAGACGGAACAAAAAGCAGAGGAACCAGCUAAAACUGAAGAGGAACCAGCGAAAACAGAAGAGGAACCAGCUAAAACUGAAGAGGAACCAGCAAAAACAGAAGAGGAACCAGCUAAAACGGAAGAGGAACCAGCGAAAACGGAAGAAGAGCCAGCAAAAACGGAAGAAGAGCCGGCGAAAACAGAAGAACCUAAGGCAGAAGAAACAACUGAGCAGAAAACAGAGGCAACACAAGAAGCUGAAAAUACUGAAGAAAAGAAGGAAGAUAAGCCUGCUGAAGGGGGCGGCCAAUAGGAAGUGCAUAGGUUAUAAAAUUGUUAUCAUAUUAAACAUUGUUACCAUCUUCAAAAGGUUGAAAGUAGACGAACUAUUGUUAUCUUAUCAAAGGGAGCUAACUAUGAAAAAAUAAUCAUUAACAAAGAGAGCUUAUUAUGAAGAUUUUAUUCGUGUUUUGUGAAAGUGAUUUGUAUUAUAUGUGUUACAAGGGACCUAAUGACUUAUUUGUGUUGUGUAAGCGACUGGCUUUGUCUAGUGUAUAAUACACAGUCAUUUUCUAGAUAUUUCUUUAAAUUAUAAACGAAUAAAACAUGAAGAGAGAAACAAAAAAUGAAGAGAAAUUUUAAUCUUGUGUUCUAGUGCAUUUUUAUUUUAGAUGCGAUAUUUUCAUAAGUAUAACAAUAUUUUAUUUACACUAAAGUUUGGUAUAGUUUUGUUGAUUAAUAUGUUUAAAGUCUGGCAAAACUGUGAUUAGAUCAAAGAAAACCGUCCAAUUAUUUAUUUUAUUAUUGAAUUUUACAAAAGCUGAAAAUAAAACUGAAUCAUUUACAAAAAA
Ruditapes philippinarum (Manila clam) is the source of this 3189-nucleotide messenger RNA. Its product is annotated as thioredoxin domain-containing protein 3 homolog. Gene Ontology annotation, molecular function: nucleoside diphosphate kinase activity. Gene Ontology annotation, biological process: GTP biosynthetic process; CTP biosynthetic process; UTP biosynthetic process. The record is from RefSeq and is a predicted model, not a curated record. The transcript has 28 exons. Bases 123 to 2651 code for a protein of 842 amino acids. Lineage: Eukaryota; Metazoa; Mollusca; Bivalvia; Venerida; Veneridae.